Pecten maximus is the source of this 1756-nucleotide messenger RNA. Its product is annotated as mediator of RNA polymerase II transcription subunit 18-like. The record is from RefSeq and is a predicted model, not a curated record. Gene Ontology annotation, cellular component: mediator complex; core mediator complex. The transcript is spliced from 6 exons. Gene Ontology annotation, biological process: termination of RNA polymerase II transcription; regulation of transcription by RNA polymerase II. NCBI's taxonomy places the organism in Eukaryota, Metazoa, Mollusca, Bivalvia, Pectinida, Pectinidae. The coding region runs from base 243 to 872 and encodes 209 amino acids. Gene Ontology annotation, molecular function: transcription coregulator activity.
CAAAUCAAAUAUGGCCGCGCCCAUGAUUUGCAGACCGGUAUAGCUUUUGUUCUUGCAAUUUGACCAGGAAAGCUUUCACUCAUUAUUUUGUCAUGACUGGAUGUAACCUCUGACACAUCAUAUUGAUUUUAUCGGUAAAUUCAGUAAGGUUUUCAAUUUUCAACAAUGAUUUUCGUGUGAAAACGAAACUGAACAAAGACUUCAACCACGACUCGAACAGUUGAAUUCUACAGUAUAUCGUCAUGGACCAGAUGAUAUCCAAAGUGUCCAAGUUUGCACCAACCAACGAAUUCCUCUUACAGGGAAGCAUCAUGGAGAAUGCACACGAUGUUCUUCUCCAUCGACUUAGGGGUCUAUGUGAUAACUCGGACAGUCCUUUUGAAACAUUCACAGAUCAUGAAAUGUUUUUCUCAAUAAAAAACACAACAAUCACUCAGCCCCUUAAUUUGAGAGUCAGACAUUCACUAGUCGAACAAGACUCAUGGCAGGUGAGGUAUGCAGGUAUGGCUGAGAUGGGUGACAAGAACCGAUCGACCAUGGUGAGACAUGUCAUUGAUUGUAGUACCUCGGACAACAUUGUACAGUUUCUUAAUGAGCUGGGAUUUAGGAUGGAUCAUGAAUUUGUUAUAAAAGGGUUUUAUUUCCAUAAAGGAAGGAUGAAGGUAACGGUGUCAAAGAUUUAUAAGAUGAACGUGCCUAGUAACACAGAGAAUUUGGAGCCAUUUUCUACGUCCAGUCUGGUGGAGUUGUCUGUGGUCACCCAGCAGUCUGGCGGAGAGGGCAUUGCCGAGGACAUGAAAAGUUUCUCCGAACAACUCAAACCACUUGUACAGUUGGAGAAGGUGGACCACAGACGACUUCAGAACAUUUAGAUUUCACCGACUGCUGAGCAGUAUUAUCUCCUUACAAUGGUGGCAAAUGACACCAGAUUCUGGAAAACAAAGUUCAGGCCUUUGAAUCUACAAGGCUAAGCUUAAAUUUUCAUACUGACAUGGUAAUAUUGCUUUAUGAAAAACAUUGAUUCGAUGAAAAUAUUCUUCACCUUUGAAAUCAGGCCUCUACCAUUGGAAGUUGUACAUUGUAAAGGUUGUUGCGACAGCGAAUGUUGAUCUUCCAGUGUUGUGAAUUCAAGUGGUGGCCGAUAAUACAUGGUCAGUAAAGAAAGAAUGAUCUUGGAACAAACCUUGUUGAUUGGAAAGUUUUGCCUUCCAGAGACUGAUGUCCAGGUAGGCUUGACAGCUAUGACUCUCUAGUGUUGUAAUGUUUGUAGGAUAGCUUUCUUAUUUGAGGAGUGGUGGAUCAUAACAUGAGGUUAUCAUACUAUAAGUAUAUAUGUGGUCUAAGACAGGUGUACAUUAGUCUGUCAGGUAAUAAAAAAACUGACAAAUUAAACUACAAUGUGCUAUGAUUAAAGUGGUAUUCAAACCAACAAUUUUACAGCAAUGUCGUCGAUGAUGCAGUAAGGAUGUCUAAUCUCCAAAAAGCAUAAAAAUCUCUUUUCACCAGGAAAUGUUCCUGGUUUGCUUGGAAGAGGACCUCGGACAAUAUUGAAAAAUUGCUUCCAAUUUGUUGAGUAAUUGGAUCACCAAAUUAUGUAGUGCUGUAUAGAUAAUCCAUUUUUAUCAGAUGACUGUCCCCUACUUUGAAUCUCCUAUUGAUAGUAGAUGUUAAAUUAUAUCUAGAAGAAAGAGAAUCUGGACAUUUCAAUGGCAGCUUGUAAUAGUAGACCAUACAAUAAAUAAUUAAUACUGUUGAA